Molecule: messenger RNA, 970 nt
Organism: Cydia strobilella
Lineage: Eukaryota; Metazoa; Arthropoda; Insecta; Lepidoptera; Tortricidae
Exons: 4
Coding region: 89-949 (286 amino acids)
Source: RefSeq, a predicted model, not a curated record
CAUCAACUGUCAACGUCAAAUAAUGAAAAGUCAAAAUCCCGGUAACAAUGUUAAAAAUUGUCUGUAUGAAAAAUGUUAAGGCCUGAUAAUGGAAACGAUCGCCGCGGCUGGGCUGGGGGUGGCGCUCAUCCUCAUUCUGUUGGUACUUAGGUGGAAGGUCAGGACUAUGAAGCAGGCGCCCCAGCCUGAACUUGUUGCCGACGCGGACGUGCUAUCGGGAUGUCGUUCAUCACAACUAGUCCAUCGUCUGUGUCCGCACAACAACGUCGUCCAGAGCUUCGAUGUAGAAGCUAAGGACAGCUUGGACGACCACCUCGAUAUACUUGCAAGGAAGCUCGCUGAGAAGGAAAGUCGUCUCCGUCUCUCAAAAUCCAAGAUCAGAGAGACACAAAACGAGAUUCAAAACCUUCACGCGAUAGACCAGAACGUCCGUCUCCGCUACCGGGAAAUCAUGGACUCGCUCCGCAACGACCUGACGAGCAACGAAAAAGAAUGCCGUAGGCUGCAAGGGCAGAUCGAGUGGGUGUCGCGAAGAAGAGCUGAGCUGAAAGAAGAGGCGAGUUUGGCAGCUAUAGGGUUUGAGAAUUUACACCGUAUUCCAGAGUACGGUGCGUUGACGUUGAGUGAUCAGGAGAGCAGGAAAAUGCGGGAGGUGAAUCGAUCGCCGCAGAGACAUGUUGAGCUGUUUGGAGAUAGGACGGUGCGCCGCGGGCACCGUCUCUACGGUGAAGCGGCUGCGGAACUCGCCAGCAAUUUAGCCGAGCUACAAAAAAUGGGGGCACCUGAAAGGGUUACCGAGAAGUCCAUCCCCCCCUCCUACCUCUACCAGAGACACCGGAAGGAGCCCCAUCUACCGAACGCACCUAUGGCCCCUCUGGUCAUCAAAAGUUCUCCGUCUGAUAUGGUUCAGAUAGAAUCAUCACAACUGGGAUAUCACACGCCGAUGUAAUGCCGUGAAUUUUGCGGUUUU